Messenger RNA from Anopheles merus, 937 nucleotides. RefSeq names its product histone H2AX-like. The record is from RefSeq and is a predicted model, not a curated record. NCBI's taxonomy places the organism in Eukaryota, Metazoa, Arthropoda, Insecta, Diptera, Culicidae. The transcript is spliced from 2 exons. The coding region runs from base 118 to 501 and encodes 127 amino acids. Gene Ontology annotation, molecular function: DNA binding; structural constituent of chromatin; protein heterodimerization activity. Gene Ontology annotation, cellular component: nucleosome.
UCAAAGGAGACGCUACAUUUCUCCAUCGCAAUUCAUACGUUGCUGACCGUGAGUGAGGAAGUGUUCAAGUUUGAGAAAGCUUUAGCGCAAGAAAAAGUCACCGCAAUUUAAUCCAAUAUGAAGAAAAUGACGAAAUCGUCCCGUGCUGGGCUUACGUUCAGCGUUGGCCGCGUCUCUUCCACGCUGAAGAGGGGCAAGUAUGCGAGCCGGAUCGGCGUCGGUUCGUCCGUGUACAUGACGGCCGUGCUCGAGUAUCUGGCGGCGGAGGUGCUGGAGCUGGCGGGUAAUGCCGCGCGGGACAAUCACAAAUCUCGCCUGACGCCGCGCCACAUCCAGCUGGCGGUGCGGAACGACGAGGAGCUGAGCAAGCUGCUGCAGGGGACGACCAUCUCGCAGGGCGGCGUCAUGCCGAACAUUCAUUCGGUGCUGCUGCCCCGCAAAACGGGUGCUAAAGCUGCCGGCAACAGCUCAUCGCAGGACAAACAGAGCCAGGAGUAUUGAGGAGAAGAAGGAGGAGAAGGAACAUUUUGUCGAGAUGAAGCCAGAUGCCGGAUCUCGGAGUGUUAUUUUAUUGAUAAGGUUCUCUUUUAAAAUGUAUGUUACUCAGGAAUAAGCAUUGUAGUAUGGUCAGUGAUCAGCGAAUUGCGCGCCAUUUUGUAUGCCAUUUUCUCUAUCGCUCUCCACAUUCCUUAAACUCCAAUCACUAUUAACAAUUUACGAAUGUACAAACAGUCACAAUUCGAUCGAUAUGGAUAAGUGCAACAAAUGCCCUCAAAUUAUUUACAAUGCUGCAGGGCGGUUAAUGUGUGCCAGCGAAAGAGUUUGUGCUUCAUCGAUCAGUGCUGCGGCAUAAAUGUAUAUUGAUUCGGCAUUAUGAAGAGUGCAAAAUAUGAAGUCGAUUCAGUUUCUUAAUAAAUUUUAUAUUCAAAAAAGCUCA